UAGAACGAAUCGAAGAACAAGAAUGAAUUAUCGCGAAACGUAAAUCAUAACCGCUUUGAUAGGUUCUUAAUAAAGUAAACAUAAUCGUUUAGCAGUUUUUUGUGUCUCAUGGUUUUAAUUUGGUGAUUAUAUUGACUACAAAAUGGAUCUUUUUAAUCUCCCAAUUAUAAUAAUUGAAAAUAUCAUCAAACAACUAACGUACGACGAAAUGGCAAGAGUUAGAAUAGUGUCUAAAGCAUUCAACGAGAUAUGUAUGAGAAUGCUCAACAGAGGCUUUCAUAUGAUUGAGAAGAGACAUGCCUUAGCUCUGAAGACUGUUAAAGCACAGCUCCCUCGUAGAGAGUCAGAACGAAGAUAUCACCCUUUAGCACGUCAUUGUGAUAUUUUAACAUCGAUAGAGACAAGGAUAUCAAUGCUUAAUAUGACAUAUUCCAAAUUUAUUGACAGUGGCAUGUGUUGCUUUAUACCUGGAAGGGUAAUAGAUGAAAUCCAACGCAUUCUUGAGAUGGUAGAUACAUGUAAAAGUCCACCUCGAGCUCAUGAAGUGCUGCAAGAAUUGAGGGAUAUAUCCAGCAUGGCUAUUGAACAUUUUGAUGAUAAGAUAUCCCCCGCGUUCCGGAAAAGAUUGCAAGAUAUUACUGUGACUAUACCGAUACCUAGACCAGUGCAUGUGACCACAAUAACGCCUACAGCCACGCGGCAAGAGUUCAUACAUCUCCGUCAGAUGUCAACGGCCAAUGCUAAACUUUCAUUGUUCCUGUCAUCUCAAUAUAAGAUGUUUUAUAAACAGAUGACCUUAUACAAACGCAUCGCUCUACGACAGAAGAGAACAAUCAGAGAUCUGUCCAAACGGCAGAGAGAACAAGAAGCGACCAUUUGUGAAUUAAAGAAGCGUUUGGAUGAAUGUGAUGUCAAAUACAGUGAACUGACUCAUACAAACCAGGCAGUUGGGGGAAAGUCUAUGGGAGAAUCUUCAGUAAGCGGUGGAUCAAAGUCACAAUCGUUGAGACAUUUCGGCAGUCAAAUUAAACUUGACCUCUCUUUAUUGCCGAUUGGAAAUUCUAAACUAAAUCAAAAAUUACUCCCAAAUAUAAAACCGCGUAAGGCGCAAAUAAAACUACCCAGUAUCUGUGAUGAUGAAUCUCCGGACCACAAAGAGGACCCCAUCCCCUCAACUUCAGGGUGUAGCAGCAGCACUAGAACUAGGUCUCAGACAGCUAUAGGCAGGAUAAGAGGCCUAGCUUACGAAAUUACAGCCUUGAGUAAUAAUCUAUCCAAAAGUUUAGAAUCAAAACCCAAGAGAACAGCCAAUCGUCAAGAUAAUGGAGAACCUUCGCCCAAGAAACAAAGAAUGGAAUAAUUUUAAUUUACUUGUAUUUUAAGAUAUAGUUCGAUAGAUGGCGUUGUUACUAAUCUUGUAAAAUGUCUAUUCGAUAGAUGGCGUUGUUAUUAAUCUUCAUUAUAGUUCCAUAGAUGGCGUUGUCCCAAAUAUCUGUAAAUGUCUCAUUCUAUUUAACAUUUUGACUAUUUGUCCGUCUGUAUGUCUGUUGUGUAAUAAUGUGAGUUUUACCCAUUUUGAGGAAGUUAAAAUUAAGAUUUCUCUUGUAUCUUAAGUAGUAUUAGACAUAAUAGUAUCUAAAAUAUAUAUUUUUUUCACAUAUCGCGAGUAUAGUGUAAAAUUUUGCAUAUCUCAUUCACGUAUGGCCUUUUUUUAGUAAGUUAUAAUUAAAAAUAUAUGGUAAUCACAAAAAUAAACGCGCUUUUCGAAUAUAUUAUAUGUUAUGAUGCAAUUUAUAUAUCGUUAGAUUAGAUUACAUUGUAAUUUAAAAUAUCUGACUACCCUCAGUAAUAUAAAAAUUAAUAAACAUAGCCUGUUUGUGUCUUAUAGCUGUUCAGAUUAUAUCAAAUUUGUUAAUAGAUUUAUUGAAAUCUUUAAGUAAAUUUGGAAUAGGGCAUGCAUGGAAGGGGACUUAUCAUUUUUUUUGCAACCCCUCUGUUGGUCAAAGCACCCCAAUUGGAGCUACGCUUCACUUCGCUAUUUCAGUGAAUUCAGCUGGCAAAAAAUCUAUCUAUCCACAUUUUUGGGAUAUCUAAUUAGAUUUUAGCAUUUCAGAUUUUAUAAUCUGUUAAUAUUUAGAUCUCUUUUAUUUAUAUAAGGCUUAUAGGUAGUGCCAAAUAAAUCAUUGAAUUGUUUCAACAAUGCCGGAAUUUGUAACAAUUUUUGGAUAAUAAAUGUUAUAAAUAUAACUAAUUUUAUUGUUAUUACAGUUCAACUUUGAUAAGCGAGAGUCAAAGGCACUGUGAUAUCAUGCUUAUAGAGGUUUCUCGCUUAUAGAUAUUUUUUCACCUGAGUUUCUCGCUUAUGGAGAUCCU
Messenger RNA from Papilio xuthus (Asian swallowtail), 2373 nucleotides. RefSeq names its product F-box protein pallbearer (gene pall). Gene Ontology annotation, biological process: protein polyubiquitination. The coding region runs from base 143 to 1360 and encodes 405 amino acids. Gene Ontology annotation, molecular function: protein binding. Lineage: Eukaryota; Metazoa; Arthropoda; Insecta; Lepidoptera; Papilionidae. The record is from RefSeq and is a predicted model, not a curated record. The transcript is spliced from 9 exons.